Acanthosepion pharaonis is the source of this 4533-nucleotide messenger RNA. Lineage: Eukaryota; Metazoa; Mollusca; Cephalopoda; Sepiida; Sepiidae. The record is from the annotation of a GenBank genome assembly.
AUGUCUUUUUCUGUCUUACUUUCUUUCUUUCAUCCAUUCUUUCAUUCUUUCUUUCUUUCUUUCUUUUUCCUUUCUUUCUGUUUCUUUCUUUCUUUUUUCUUCCUUUCUUUCUGUUUCUUUCUUUCAUUCAUUCUUUCUUUCUUUCAUCCAUUCUUUCUUUCUUUCUUUCUUUCUUUCUUUCGUUUUCUUUCUUUCUUUCUGUUUCUUUCUUUCGUUCUUUCUUUUUUCUUCCUUUCUUUCUGUUUCUUUCUUUCGUUCUUUCUUUUUUCUUCCUUUCUUUCUGUUUCUUUCUUUCUUUCUUUCUUUCUUUCUUUUUCCUUUCUUUCUGUUUCUUUCUUUCGUUCUUUCUUUUUUCUUCGUUUCUUUCUGUUUCUUUCUUUCAUUCAUUCUUUCUUUCUUUCUUUCAUCCUUUCUUUCUUUCUUUUCUUUCGUUUUCUUUCUUUUUCUUUCUUUUUUCUUACUUUCUUUCUGUUUCUUUCUUUCGUUCUUUCUUUCUGUUUCUUUCUUUCAUUCAUUCUUUCUUUCAUCCUUUCUUUCCUUUUUUUCUUUCGUUUUCUUUCUUUUUCUUUCUUUUUUCUUCCUUUCUUUCUGUUUCUUUCUUUCAUUCAUUCAUUCUUUCUUUUAUCCUUUCUUUCCUUCUUUUCUUUAUUUUUCUUUCCUUUUUUUUCUUUUCUUUCUGUUUCUUUCUUUCAUUCAUUCUUUCUUUCUUUCAUCCUUUCUUUUCCAUCUUUUCUUUCUUUCUUUCUUUCUUUCUUUUUCUUUCUUUUUUCUUCCUUUCUUUCUGUUUCUUUCUUUUUCUUCCUUUUUUUCUGUUUCUUUCUUUUUUUUCUUCCUUUCUUUCUGUUUCUUUCUUUCAUUCAUUCUUUCUUUUCUUUCUUUCUUUCUUUCUUUCUUUCAUUCUUUCCUUUCUUUCAUUCAUAUUACCAUAGUUUUGUUUACUUUUCUUCCUUCGAUUUGUUUACGUUUUCUCUUUUCGACUUCGUUUAUUUUUUCUUUUUACUUUUCUCUUCUUUUUUCUUACUUACGUUUUCUCUCGAAUUGUUUACAUUUUUCUUUUUUCCCUUCAACUUGUUUUUUCUUUUUCCCUUACAAUUUGUUAGACUUUUCUCUUUUUCGAGUUUUAUUUACUCUUUCCUCCUUCGACAUGUUUUUCUCUUUUAUUUCUGUUUGAUUUUUCUCUUUACUAUUUCGUAUACUUUUUCUUUUCUUUUUUGUUUAUGUUUUUCUCUUUCGAUUUAUUUACUUUUUCUCUUUCGAUUUAUUUACUUUUUCUCUUUCGAUUUAUUUACUUUUUCCCGUCAUUCCUAUCUGAUUUAUUUUCAUUUUUUCUUUCUUUCUGUUCGUCUUUUUUUAUUCUUUAACCAUUUCCUUCUUUCUUGUACAUUUAUAUCAUUUCUUUUCAAAGACAAAUCGUUUUUUCUCUUUAUAAGAGGGUGCUUUUUUUUUCUCUUUUUUUCUUUAGUCUUUCUUUUAUUUUAUUUUUCUGUCCAGGUUUCGUUGUCUUCUUCCUUUAUUUUUUUCUUUGUUUUCUUAAUUGCUCAAAAUAUCUAUCUAUCUAUCUAUCUAUCUAUCUAUCUAUCUAUCUAUCUUUCUUUCUUUCUUUCUUUUUUCUUUCUUUCCAAUUAUCUGUUCUUUUUCGUCUCUGUUCUCGUUUAUAUUUAUUUAUUUUCAUCCUUUUCUCUCUUUCAUUCUUUCUUUCUUUUUCUUGACAUCUUUCCAUCUGUGUUUUCCUCUGUGUUUCCCUCUCUCUUUUUAGUUUCCUCUUUUUUCUUCUUGUCUUUUAUAUUCAUCCAUCUUUGCCUCUUUCUUUCGUUUACAUUCUUUUGCGCUCCAUCACUUUUUCUUUCUAUCUUUUUGUUGACUUUCUUUCUUUUCUUUCUUUCUUUUUUCUUUUCACACUUCUGUUUUCCUUUUUUUCCCACCCUUGUUUUCUUUUUUCUUUCUUUUUUUUUUUCUUUCUUUUUUUCUGUUUUUUUUUUUCUUUUUUUCUUUCUUUUCUUUUCUUCUUUUUUUUUUUUUUUUUUUCAUUUUCUGUGUUCUUUUUUUUCUUUCUUUCUUUCUCAGGUUUUUCUUUCUUUUUUUUUCUUCAUUUUCUGUUUUUUUUUUUUCUCUUCUUUCUUUUUUUUUUCUUUUGAUUUCCCUUCUUUUUCAUUUUCCCUUUGUUUUCUUUCUUUCUUUCUUUCUUUCUUUCUUUCUUUUCACUUUGAUUCUUUCUUUCUUUCUUUCUUUCUUUCUUUCUUUCUUUCACACUUUCCUUUUUUCACCUUCUCUCCUUUCUUUUCUUUCUUUCUUUCUUUUUUUUUUCACCUUCUUUUUCCUUUUCUUUCUUUCUUUCUUUCCCACCUUCUCGUUUCCUUUUUCACCUUUCUCGCCUUUCUUUCUUUUUUCUUUCUUCCUUUUCACACUUCUGUUUCCUUUUUCACCCUUCUCGCCUUUCUUUCUUUCUUUCUUUCUUUCUUUCUUUCUUUUCUUUCUUUUUCCUUUUCACCUUUCCCUUUUCUUUCUUUUUUUUUCUUUUCACCUUCUGUUUUCCUUUUCACCCUUUCGCCUUUCUUUCUUUCUUUUCUUUUUUUCACUUCUUUUUUUUUUUUCUUUCUUUUCUUUUUUCUUUCUUUCUUUUUUUCUUUUCCCUUUUUUUCACCCUUUCUCUUUCUUUUUUCUUUCUUUCUUUCUUUUUUUUUCACACUUCUGUUUUCCUUUUUCUUUCGCCUUUCUUUCUUUCUUUCUUUUCACACUUCUGUUUUCCUUUUUUUUUUUCACCCUUCUCGCCUUUCUUUCUUUCUUUCUUUCUUUUCUUUCUUUUUUUUUUUCACCCUUUUUCGCCUUUUCUUUUUUCUUUUCCUUUCUUUCCUUUCUUUUCACUUUUUUUUUCCUUUCUUUCUUUCUUUCUUUCUUUCUUUCUUUCCUUUUUCUUUCUUUCUUUCUUUCUUUUCUUUCUUUCUUUCUUUCUUUCUUUUUCACCCUUCUGUUUUCUUUUUCACCUUCUGUUUUCUUUCUUUUCCCUUUUUCACCCUUCUCUUUCUUUCUUUCUUUUUUUUUUCUUUCUUUUCACACUUCUGUUUUUUCCUUUUUCACCCUUUUCUUUUUCACACUUCCUUUCCUUUUCUUUCUUUCUUUCUUUCUUUCUUUCUUUCUUUUUUUCACACUUCUGUUUUCCUUUUUCUUUCCUUUUCUCGCCUUUUCUUUUUUCUUUUUCUUUCUUCUGUUUUCUUUCUUUUCUUUCUUUCUUUUUUUUUCCUUUUCUCCUUUUCUUUCUUUCUUUUUUUUCUUUCUUUUCUUUCUUUUUCUUUCUUUUUUCACACUUCUGUUUUCCUUUUUUCCUUUUUUCUUUCUUUCUUUCUUUCUUUCUUUCCACUUCUUUUUCCUUUUCCUUUCUUUCUUUCUUUCUUUUUCUUUCUUUCUUUUUCUUUCUUUUCUUUCUUUUUCACACUUCUUUCUUUUUUCCUUUUCUUUCCUUUCUCGCCUUUUCUUUUUCUUUCUUUCUUUCUUUUUCUUUCUUUUUUUUUUCCACUUCUGUUUUCCUUUUUCACCUUUCUCUUUCUUUCUUUCUUUUCCACUUCUGUUUUCCUUUUUUUCACCUUCUCUUUCUUUUUUUCUUUCUUUCUUUCUUUCUUUCUUUCUUUCUUUCUUUUCACACUUCUGUUUUCCUUUUUCACCCUUCUCGCCUUUCUUUCUUUCUUUCUUUCUUUCUUUCUUUUCACACUUCUGUUUUCCUUUUUCACCCUUUUCUUUUUUCUUUUCUUUUCUUUCUUUCUUUCUUUUCUUUCUUUCUUUCUUUUUCCUUUUUUCUUUCUUUCUUUCUUUCUUUCUUUCUUUCUUUUCUUCUGUUUUCCUUUUUCACCCUUGUCGCCUUUCUUUCUUUUUUUUUCUUUCUUUCUUUCUUUUUUCUUUCUUUCUUUCUUUCUUUUUUUCUUUUCCAUUUUUUCUUUCUUUCUUUCUUUCUUUCUUUCUUUCUUUACAUUUUCCCAUAUUCCACCGACAAUACUUUUCAUUACCUCAUCCAUUUCAUUAUCUUCGCUUGAGGAUCAAUCAGCACAAACAGAUGAUUCGAAUAAAAUCGUUAUAAAUAUCUAUCUCUCUAUUCAUUCUCUUUUUAAUAUCUAUCUAUCUAUCUAUCUAUCUAUCUAUCUAUCUAUCUAUCUAUCUGUUUGUUUGAUUGCUUCAUUUUACUCAUACAUAUCUAUCUCGCUCUCUUCAUAUCUAUUUAUCAUUUCCUUCUAUCUAUCUAUCUAUCUAUCUAUCUAUCUAUCUAUCUAUCUUAAUCUGUACAUAUCCAUCUCCGUCUGCUCAUAUCUAUCUAUCUAUCUAUCUAUCUAUCUAUCUAUCUAUCUAUCUAUCUAUCUAUCUGUUUGUUUGAUUGCUUCAUUUUACUCAUACAUAUCUAUCUCGCUCUGUUCAUAUCUAUUUAUCAUUUCCUUCUAUCUAUCUAUCUAUCUAUCUAUCUAUCUAUCUAUCUAUCUAUCUAUCUGUUUGUUUGAUUGCUUCAUUUUUACUCAUACAUAUCUAUCUCGCUCUGUUCAUAUCUAUUUAUAA